CUAUGAUGUAUAGUAAUGAUGGGCGGUUGAAUUGUAACGUCAGUUAUACAACUUUUGCUUCUCCUGCUCGUGGUCAGACUCAAGAAACUAAGGAUCUUUCGUCAAUGCUCCACAAAGCUCUGGAGGGUGCCAUUAUACUGAAAUCUUUCCCUAAGACGACUGUUGAUGUCUUUGCUUUGGUAUUGGAAUCUGGAGGAAGUGAUCUUCCAGUAAUCACGUCGUGUCCCAGUCUUGCUCUUGCAGAUGCAGGCAUCAUGUUGUAUGACAUGGUUGCCUCUGUUUCUGUGCCAAAAAAUAGAUUGAUGAAAUGAGGAUAGAGUGGGCAGAGUUUCUAAGUUCGAUUGAUGAUUGAUGAUGAUGGUGUAACUUUGACACUCAAGUAACCUCAUUUUUUACUCACAUGUAUUAUGAUCAACAAUAUUUUUUUUGGAUUUGAGGUACGAUGUUUGUAUGAUGGAUACUUUUUCAAUGUAGGAUGAUAAUUAACUUUGAAACUAAUGAAUGUCCCUUUUAUUA
This is a messenger RNA of Salvia miltiorrhiza (redroot sage), 516 nucleotides long. Its product is annotated as exosome complex component RRP41-like. NCBI's taxonomy places the organism in Eukaryota, Viridiplantae, Streptophyta, Magnoliopsida, Lamiales, Lamiaceae. Gene Ontology annotation, biological process: nuclear mRNA surveillance; rRNA catabolic process; U4 snRNA 3'-end processing. Bases 3 to 311 code for a protein of 102 amino acids. The transcript is spliced from 5 exons. Gene Ontology annotation, cellular component: cytoplasmic exosome (RNase complex); nuclear exosome (RNase complex); nucleolus. The record is from RefSeq and is a predicted model, not a curated record.